This is a messenger RNA of Ailuropoda melanoleuca (giant panda), 975 nucleotides long. RefSeq names its product lamin tail domain-containing protein 2-like. The coding region runs from base 436 to 960 and encodes 174 amino acids. The record is from RefSeq and is a predicted model, not a curated record. Gene Ontology annotation, molecular function: structural constituent of chromatin. The transcript is spliced from 3 exons. Gene Ontology annotation, cellular component: lamin filament. Lineage: Eukaryota; Metazoa; Chordata; Mammalia; Carnivora; Ursidae.
CUCCCCUUCUGGGUGCUGGUAUCCAUGGCAACACUCUAGAGCCUUUCUUUCCCUAGGCCUCAGGUGAGCUUUGGGGGUAAGGCCCUGGGCCUGGGAGCAUCACAGGCAAAGGACCAGUCCCUCUGGGGACGCUUGCGUAGGUUGAGGGACAGGACCUCAGGUCCUAGAAGACAAGGGUGUCGGGAAAGAGAACAGGAAAUGUGCAAACAUUCAGGUGACAUGUUGCCUGGGGUGGGGGGUGACCUGCUGCCUUUUCCUGGUCCAAAACACACAGAUAUGGGCACACAUGUGACCAGCAGGCUGGUGUCCCAUGGGGUGCGUGCGCACAUGCACACAGACCUCUUUGGAGUGGUACUGUCUGGGGCUGUCAGACAUAGGCACACACUCAUGGCCAUCUGAGAACUCUACAGGGGUAUCCACACGUAGGACACAAGGAUGACAGCCACACCAUCCCUCUCAGCUCCCCCAGGAACAUCGAGAAUGGCCCCUGAGUCUUGCCAAGAGGCUAAAGAAGCCGAGAAAGAGGCUCCCUUAUCCCUGGUGGGUCAGGAGCCGGUCAAUGGCCACCUGCAGCCUCCAGCUGGCACACCCCAAGAGGCAGUGGCUCCCUCAUGCCCACAGGACAUCAAGCCCAGCUCUACACGGGUGGUCUUCUCUGUCAACCUGCAGUCGGCCCCUGAGUCUCUGGACCCUCGCACCCUGCGGCUGCUGUGGCGUCAACGGGAUCUAGAGAUCCAGGCUCUGCGGUGGGCCAUCCAGAACCACCAUGAUGCCCGGCACUGCCACGUCCUGCACGAGGUGGCUGGACUUCCACCUGAGAGGAGUGCAUGCAAUCAGGAAAAGGUCCUGCAGAACCAGGUGCAAAAGCUGACUGUGCAGUUGAAAGAGCAGAAGGAACAGGCCCAGCUGGUGAGGGCAGGUGGGAUCGGGGAGUUGGGCAGGGGACCUGAGCUGGGGUGAGGAUCAGGGGCCAGG